Messenger RNA from Ceratitis capitata (Mediterranean fruit fly), 2442 nucleotides. It is a transcript of the gene Klp68D, whose product is annotated as kinesin-like protein Klp68D. Gene Ontology annotation, biological process: microtubule-based movement. Gene Ontology annotation, molecular function: ATP binding; microtubule binding; microtubule motor activity. The record is from RefSeq and is a predicted model, not a curated record. NCBI's taxonomy places the organism in Eukaryota, Metazoa, Arthropoda, Insecta, Diptera, Tephritidae. The transcript has 2 exons. Bases 118 to 2436 code for a protein of 772 amino acids.
UUAUUUUUAACUCGCGAACCGUUUUGGGAAUAAUAACAAAAGAUUUUGGAAAAAUAUUGGUAACGUCCCCAUACUACCUUUGACUCAUUCUCCAUAGACUAUUCAGCAUAAUAGAGAAUGAGUGCUCGAUCCCGACGUCCUGGCACUGCCAGUAGCCAGACACCAAACGAAUGUGUCCAAGUAGUUGUUCGUUGUCGUCCAAUCAGUAAUAAGGAACAAUCUGAGGGUUCGGAAGAAGUAGUUGCUGUGUAUCCAAAUCGCGGUGUGGUGGAGAUAACAAAUUUAUCUGAUGCUAAUAAAGAACAAACCAAAAUGUUCACUUACGAUGCUGCUUAUGACGCUGGUGCUACCCAAAUCAAUCUCUAUAAUGAAGUUGUUUUUCCGUUAGUGAGCUCUGUGCUAGAUGGUUUCAAUGGCUGUAUUUUCGCUUAUGGCCAAACGGGCACUGGAAAAACAUUUACCAUGGAAGGUGUCAGAGGUCACGAAGAACUUCAGGGUAUAAUUCCACGAACAUUUGAACAAAUUUGGCUACAUAUUAAUCGAACUGAGAAUUUUCAAUUUCUGGUCGAUGUCAGCUAUUUGGAAAUUUAUAUGGAAGAACUACGUGACUUAUUAAAACCAAAUUCCAAACAUUUGGAAGUUCGCGAACGCGGCUCUGGCGUCUAUGUGCCCAAUUUGCAUGCCAUCAAUUGUAAAAGUGUCGAUGAUAUGUUGAAUGUAAUGCAUAUUGGCAAUAAGAACCGCACUGUUGGUUUUACCAAUAUGAAUGAGCACAGCUCACGUUCACAUGCAAUAUUCAUGAUACGUAUCGAAAUGUGCGACAUUGAAACAAACACAAUAAAAGUAGGAAAGCUCAAUCUAAUCGAUUUAGCGGGAAGUGAACGUCAGUCGAAGACAGGUGCUUCAGCUGAACGUUUGAAAGAAGCAAGCAAAAUAAAUCUUGCUCUCUCCUCUCUGGGUAAUGUAAUAUCAGCGCUUGCAGAGAACUCGCCGCAUGUACCGUAUCGUGACUCGAAACUUACACGCCUUCUACAGGAUUCUUUGGGUGGUAAUUCAAAAACGAUUAUGAUAGCUAAUAUCGGCCCAUCCGCAUAUAAUUACAAUGAAACAUUGACUACUUUACGUUACGCAUCCCGAGCUAAGACCAUUCAAAACAAACCAGUGAAAAAUGAGGAUCCACAAGAUGCUAAACUUAAGGAAUAUCAAGAGGAAAUCGAAAGGUUGAAACGCUUAAUAGCACCGAAGCAACAACAGCGCACAGAAAAGACCGCAAAGAAACGACAGCGAAAACCAAAAAAAGAAAAGGUUAGCAAUGAAGUUGUGCAACAAGAGAUCGAGGAAAGCGAAGAAGAGCCCGAAUCAGACAAAGAGAAUGAAGCAGAAGUAGCGAAGUCGAACGAGGAAUUGGAGCGUGAGCGAGUCGAAACAGCUAAGCUUGCAACUAAAUUGGCAGAACUAGAGUCGCAGUUGGUGCGUGGUGGGAAAAAUUUAUUAGACACCUACAGUGAGCGUCAACUGGAGCUUGAGAAAAAACUGGUUGAGAUUGCAGAGCGUAAAAAACGAGAAAUUGAAAUUCAGCAACAAUUGGAAUUGCAGGAAGAGACUACUUUAGAAAUACGAGAGACAGUAACAUCCUUGGAGCAAGAAGUGGAAUUGAAGAAAAGAAAACUAUCGAAGUGCUAUGCUAAAUACUUGGCUCUUCAACAGGAACUGAACGAUUGUAAAUAUGAUCAUAAUCAAGAUUUACGGGAAUUAGAAAUGGCUCAGAAUGAACUUGUGAAAGAGUUGAAGAGACAGUUAUUAAUAAUAGACAAUUUUGUGCCUGUUGAAGUGAAGCAACGUCUUUACACCCAAGCAAAAUAUGACGAGGAACAAGAAGAAUGGAAGUUCUCUUCCACACCAUUAACAGGUGAUUCUAAUUACUUAGCAAAGCGCCCGGUAUCACAUCCUCAACGCCGUCGUCCUAUCUCAGAAUACGCUCUAAUGGAGGCUAAAACUAACACAACUUCCGCACUGCGUUUUAAAAACGAAAAUAUUGUCUCGUAUGAAUUGGAAAUGCCCUGCCGCACAACACAGGAGUAUCGUUCGCCGAAAGUUUCUGCAUCACUGCAGGCAGUAUUAGCUCAAGCUAUGCAAACCGGUGACGACAUUGACAUUGUUGAUUCGCACACGAAUUCCAUACGCAGCCGUCUCGAGAAUAUAAUAAAUGCUAGUGCCAAUGCAACGGCAGCACAAGCCACAGCUAAUAACAGUCCUACAACACCAAAUGGUGUCUCCUCAAUGCCCGUAGCUGCUGCACGCAAUAUAAAGCCAGGUCGAGGUAUAGCUUCACCUGGCUCGGCUAUCGACUCAAAUAGGCGACCGCCUACUGGACGUGUGGCGCCCAAAAAACCUGCAUCGGCUUAUCCGAAAGCUCGCGGCUUGGUUAAUAAGUAAAAGCGG